This is a messenger RNA of Mytilus trossulus (common blue mussel), 1692 nucleotides long. RefSeq names its product C-C chemokine receptor type 8-like. Gene Ontology annotation, biological process: G protein-coupled receptor signaling pathway. The record is from RefSeq and is a predicted model, not a curated record. Gene Ontology annotation, cellular component: plasma membrane. The transcript is spliced from 2 exons. NCBI's taxonomy places the organism in Eukaryota, Metazoa, Mollusca, Bivalvia, Mytilida, Mytilidae. Gene Ontology annotation, molecular function: G protein-coupled receptor activity. Bases 113 to 1336 code for a protein of 407 amino acids.
CAUGUUUACCCUUCUCAUUAUAGAUGAAGGCUUUACAUGAAUUGCAUCAAAUUAAUGUCAAAUAAGAUUUUCGAGGACAACUUGAUAGAAUAAGAAAUCGUCUGCUUGAUAAAUGUGUGUGGAAUUGAAGCAGCAUGUCUUAAUUUCUAGUACUGUGGUAGCUACAUUUUCAAUUCUAAUUGUUUCGAUCAAUCUUGCUGAAAUGGAUUCACUUCCAUCAAAUUCCAGCUUUUUCAACAUGUCGCACAUAAACAGCAGUGGUGUUCCUUACAAAAUAGAAAUAUCAGAGACAUCAACAUCCGUUGUUGGUACUGCAGAUACAGGAAACAGUACAAAUGUUUUUGAUAGACAAGAUUUUUGUACUACGCCAUACUGUAUACCAAAUGCUAUUAUAAUCAGCCUCAUAUCAAUCAGCGGCAUUGUCAUGAACUUGGUCGUAAUUGUUAUUGUAAAAAUUGACAAAAGAUUACAUCAACCGACCUUCGUUGCAAUAGCAUGCCUUGCACUGCCCGAUUUCACCUUUCUUUUUUCCCGAUAUAUUCGUUAUAUUAUAGAUGGGUAUAUAUGGAUGAACAUUUCAAAAUCGGACUACAGGAAAAUAAAAAUCACGUUAGAUUUUAUAGGAUUAGUAGCAGCAGGAUCGUCUGUUUUCCACGUAGUUUUCAUGUCCGUUUUGCGUUAUUUUAUAAUUGUGCAUCCCUUAAAAUCACGAAGUAUAUUAACAAGUAAAAAGGUUAUGCUGAUUUCACUUCCGUUGUGGAUUGUUGCUGUCGGAAAUGGUUCAUUCUAUAUGUAUGCAGUAAUUUUUAACCUCGAUGAUAGGAAGUUAGCAUUCUACACAAACUUGGCGGUGACAAUAUUUAUGACGGCGUUUCCAAUAGUCACUAUAAGUAUUCUUCACACAUUCAAAGCAAAAGCGUUGUUAAAUUCCCUUUCCUCUACUGAGAUGGUAGUUCGGAAAAUGUCCAGAGUGGUUACAUUCGUUAUUUGCUGUUAUCUUAUAACAACUACGCCAACUAAUGUUAUGGAUAUUAUAAGACUUUUCCAUCCGAAAUAUUUCAUGUCUAAAGUGUUAUUUAGAUUGGAACAAGCUGCAAGAAUAUUUUUCUUCUUGACUUAUGCGAUCAAUCCUUUUAUAUAUUUCAUAUUUUCACCACAGUUUAAACGUUUCUUCAAAGAAAAGUGUUCAAAAACCCGAAUGAAAUUUUCACGUUCACCGCAAUCUCAAACAAUGUCCACUACAAUCCACUCACAUUCAACACAGCUCACAGAAACCGGUUCUUCAGUUCAAGAUUACAAUGCAAUCAAAACUUUGCACACUCAAACGGAUAAAUGAUAAACUUCACAAUAAAUGAAACAGAAACGUUAAAUUUUAAUAAUCAUAUUUAUAUUUAUAUUAAUUAUUAUUUUACCUUCGGAGUUUCACUGGCUCAGCAAAUGAGCAAAAUGGUAGAACUUCUAUCUACUAUUUCGGAUUGUUGAACUUGACAAGGAGAUUUUUAUGAUAAAGUUACCUCAUACUUAAAUCAUCAAUUGAUUUAACAAAUUGUUUAUAUAUAUGUGAAUAAACUGAUGGUGCAUAUGAGGUACACAUUGUUUUCUUUUUUUAUCUAUAUACAUACAUUAUAGUUAUUUUGAUUUACUUUGUUCAAUAGCGCAUGUGCUAAUACUAAUCUUAAUGAUAAUAAAAUG